GCGCGCUCCCGCUCGGCUCUGAAUGGGGAUCAGUCCAGCUGGUGACAGCUCGUCCUGUAGUAUAACCGUAGACGCCACGGUCCGCUCAUCCAGUCGGGUCCGCUGCUUUCAGACGCGCCGGUAGUCCACGGCCCUGCUCCUCCGGUAGUACACAUUUAUUCAGGAAUGAGAAAUGAUGGCCGGCUCUGCAGCAGAGGAGGAAAACCUUCCGACGGUUCCUGGAGCUCUUUAUUCGGGAGAUGAGGAUGCCUCUGCAGGAGGGCGACCCGCUGCCGAUGCGCCCUUUGUCGGACCUGGUGUCUGAGGACGAAGUGGAGGGGGAAUGCCUCGACCUGUGUCUCCAGCAUCUCUACAAAUAUAACUGCCCGUGCUCCCUGGCUGCCGCCUUGGCCCGAGCCACAGCAGACAGCCUCCUGCAGACUGACCUCUCCAUUCACCACCUCAAUAAGGCUGUAGAAGAUGGAGCUGACCCAUUACCACAGAUGGAGUCUGUGAAGCUGGCCCGGCUGGUGUUUAAUAGACUCUUUGAGACGUGCUGCCUCUGGCUGAAGGAGCUCCCCUUCCACCGCCGUCCACAGCCAUAUUACGAAACGUCCAUCCACGCCAUCAAGAACAUGAGGCGCAAGAUGGAGGACAAGCAUGUCAUCAUCCCCGACUUCAACACGCUCUUCAAUAUUCAGGAUCAGGAAGAACAGGCUUUCUUCGCUGUGUUUGACGGUCAUGGCGGCGUGGAUGCUGCCAUCUAUGCAGCCAAUCACCUUCACGUCAACUUAGUACGGCAGGAAUCCUUCAGCCAGGACCCCAGCGAGGCGCUCUGCAGAGCCUUCAAGCUCACCGAUGAACGCUUUGUGAAGAAGGCCUCGCGAGAGAACCUACGUUGCGGCACAACAGGCGUGGUGACGUUCCUGCGGGGCCGGACGUUGUAUGUGGCCUGGCUGGGAGACUCCCAGGUCAUUCUGGUCAGGAAAGGGCAGGUGGUGGAGCUGAUGAAGCCACAUAAACCAGACAGAGAGGAUGAGAAGCAGAGGAUCGAGGCUCUCGGAGGUUGUGUGAUCUGGUUUGGGACAUGGAGGGUCAACGGCAGUCUGUCUGUAUCCAGAGCAAUAGGUGACUCGGAGCACAAACCCUACAUCUGUGGUGACGCAGACCAUGGUAUCUUCCCAUUGGAUGGCUCAGAAGACUACCUGAUUCUGGCCUGUGAUGGCUUCUGGGACACGGUGAAUCCAGAAGAGGCGGUGCGCGUGGUCAGUGAUCAUCUCCAGGAGAACACUGGGGACACCACCAUGGUGGCGCACAAACUGGUGGCUUCAGCCCGGGAUGCAGGCUCUAGUGAUAAUAUCACUGUCAUAGUGGUCUUCUUGCGGGACCCGCGCUCGCCACCGCCCACCAGCACCGAGGAGGAGGAGGAGGGUGUGGUGGAGGGAGAGGCGGUGGACGAGGAGGAGGUAGCAGAGGUGGAGGAGGAAGAGCAAGAAGAGGAGGAGGAGGAAGAUGAAGCAGUCAGGGUAGAGCGUGAUGGAGGUGAGGGCGGCAGCACUGCGGACAUUGGGGGUAAGAGCCGUGGAGGCUGGCCCCUGCAGCAGUGCUCAGCUCCCGCUGACCUUGGCUACGAAGACCGAACGGACUCGUUCACGGACAGAACCAGCCUCAGCCUGCUGGGACCGGCGCUGGAAGGCCACAUCUCUUUGACCCGGGGCUCUUUUGAUUUUAGCCCCGACCUCUUCACGGCCUCUCACAUCUUCCGAGAACGCGCACUGAGGCGCAGGUCCUGUGUCCCUUUUCAGGAGGCCAGCAUCUCUAGCUUCACGGACCCACUGUGGCCCCACACAGCAAUGCUGUUAGGCCAGGCAGUGAGGCGAAGCCGCAAGCUCGGUUACGGUAGUCGCCGGUGGGAGCGGAGGUGGCCAAGCAGAUCCAGGGAGCUGCUAGGCCUGUUACCAUCUGGGCCCUUGCUGCCCCACAUGCAGCGCCACUCCAACCGGAGAUCUGGAGUGGCAGUGCCUCAGCUGCCCCAUGAUGCCACCAUUUGAAGAGGUGACCCAGAUCAAACCAUCUCCCUCAUUUCUUCAGUCCUCCUUCCUGCCCCGCAGUCAACCCGUCCACCUUUGCCUUCAACAACACGUCUUUCUUUGAUAGUUGGUAGUUGUAGCUCCUGCAGUUGUUAUGUGAUUAUUGAAUCUGUCGGAGGAGUGGUGCUCUGUCCUAAGCCGAAAUGUCUCCAAUUGUAACACAAGCCCCGCUCCUCAAUGCUGUAGGUAAAGCUCAUAGCUGCAUUCUUUCCAUUGUGACCAAUGAUCAGUCAAUAUGAAAGCCGGAGCUGGAAGUGCAGGUUAAUAAGAUGUGUUCAGACUGAAGGACACAGCUUACUGUAGGUGCCUCAUAUAAAGUCUAAAUCUGAGUACUUCAUUAAUGAGGAUGAAAGUGAGAGGUUAAAGGAAAAUAAGAGAAAGAACCGGAGUCCAGGAACAUUUUAAAAGGGAGUUUGUUGUUAGCCAGCUGGAGUUUGGCUCCAUACUGGACUACGAAAGCUCUUCAGUGCUAACGAGAAAAAUAUUCAGUCUGAACACAUUUAAGAUUAAGUUAUGUGCUUGGUCGCUCAUCAGAGACUAUUUUGAAAAGAAAGAAGAUGCAACACAGGACAAAAUUUGGAACAAUAAGAAAGGGAGAAAAAAAAAAACCUCACCUCUUGUUUUGUUUGGAGAAAUAAAAAUAUACUGCUUGGUCAAAAGUCUGUGAACAUUCAGCUGUAGGUGCUUGUUGCCCUGCAGGGAUUUGAUCCCUUUCAGCUGAUUUAAAAAAAAAAAAAAAGUUUCAAAUGACCUUAAACAUAUUUUUAACCAUCUUUACUGUGAUUUAUUGUUACUUUCUUGUUAUAAUAUGUAUAAGCCACCACCCAACUACUUUAGCUGGUUUAGUCCAUAAACAUUAAGUGGACAGAUGAAAAGAAGACAGUCAAAAUUAUCUCUGUAGCUGUAAAUUAACUUCAUGCUUUUAAGUGAUAUCAUCCACACACACUUUUUUCUGCUUCUCUCAGUAUACCCAGGUAUAAAUGCACGGUGAGACGUCGCAUAUCUUUUUCUCUUGAGAAAGCUGAGAAUGUCGAGCGACCCAGCAUUAAUUUAAGCUCUAAUAGCACAGCCUGCCUCUCCGUCUCCUCAGCAGUCCCUCGGUGGCAGAUGAAUAACAUUCGUAGAGGAGGCCGGAACAAUUGUUGCUCCUGGUUUCUCGGACUGGCUGUUCUGCCCCCUCCGAUGCAGUCAAUGACCCAGCCAUUAUCCAGCCACAUUUGUCUACAGAUAAAAGCACUUAGCACUGGAUUAUAAAAGAUUAGCAGUCACUUACCUGAAUAAAUUCUUCAUGUAGUUUAGUAGUCCAGAUGGUCACAUACUCUUGGGAUAAUGGGCUUUUGGGAGAGGAUGGCAUUUAAAAAGAACGACUUUAUUGUAGUUUUGUUGAGACACGUAGUUUUUGUUUUUGCAUGUAUUCCAGCUGUUUUUACCUUUUACAGAAACCCCAAUGAACAAAAGUGUUUUUCCACAGGCUUCAAAAGUCCACAUCUAUGUCAUGUCUGGCCAUGACACAUACCUUCCAUAAUACUGAGGCCUGUGUCCUUUAUACACCCAGUCGCUCAUUAUUCAGAUUCAUGCUUGAUAUUAGCAUAGAAAAUAUAGAAAUAGAAAAUAUGAUACCACUCUCAUGUCUGUCUGAUAAAUAUGAAGCUCUAACCAGCAGCUGAUUGGCUCACUGAUAUUUACCCAUAAAUAACACCAAUAUUUAUCAGUGAUAUGUCUAUCAGGAUGGCAGCUCCAUGCAAUAUUUUCCAGAUGUUAAAUUUAUUAAUUCAAUGAAACAGGAUAUUUGCUAACAUCUAAAAAAAAAAAGAAAAUAUGGGCUCUGAUACCAGUUUUGUAAACUGUAAUCUUUCUGUAAGUUCAAAAUAACUAAAGCUAAUUCAUGUAAAGGUGGAUUACAACAAAUACUGAAGGUCAAACAUUAGAAACGUUUUUAGCAGGUUGUACAAGAAGUUGCAGAGUAAUGGUCAUAUCUUACAAACCAAUCAUAUAAUUGUGUAUGACUCAAAAUAGAAGUGCCACAAAAAUACUGGGGUUUUCCGAACCUACCUGUUUGUUUUCCCAGUUUGACACCUCCCUGCUAUUUCCAGCCAUGAAUUACAAAAAUGUAAGUUAUGCUUAAUGAAACCCUGAAGAACAGCUCUUUGGGUGGUGCCAAAUUUUGUCUCUGCAAGAAAAAAAAUAAUAAAAAUGGGAAAGAUUUUUGAUGGGUAGGUGAAAGUUUAGUACCGGCAGUCACUUUAUAUUGGUGUAAGAGAAGGAUACUAGCUGUGCCAUAUCAAAUUCACGAUACUGGUGACUGUAAAUUGUGGCGAGAUAAUGCCUCACCUGUGAAAUAUUACUUGGUUAGUCACUUCUUUCAUUAGAACAGCCAAAAGCAGCACAAAGGUCUGUUUUUCCCACAAAUAAAAGGGGGAAAUUAAAGGGGGAAAUUAAAGCCAAAUGUGCUUUUACAUUUUUAUUUGUGUAAAAUUUAACAAGAUUUAAUGUGUGGAUUUUGUUACCUUUGGUCACCUGUUACUAUCCUAUAAACAUUACAUAAUACUGCAUUGUUACAUUUGUUCAUAGUAAUUUGAUAAGUUUAUAUGAUUAUCAUGGCAACAAAAUAACCAGACUACAUGGAGAUUUUUCUGCAGUGUUGUAGCAGUGUUAUAGGAAAAUAUAAAUAUGUGUUUUGCUAAAGUAACAUUAUAUCAAAUUUGAGGUUAUGUUAACAAAUGUAAACUUUUUAGAACCUAAAUGUAACAGAUAUACAAGACGUAUAGAAGAUGUUACCAUUUCACUGCCCCAAACAGUUUUUCUUUGUAGGGUACCUGUUUCCAGUCUUCAAGCUAAGCUAAGCGAACUGCCAUCUGGCUUUGCAGUGGCUUCAUAUUUAAUUUAGUCUACAGAUGUGAGAGUGGUUUCAACUUCUUAUGAAGAAAGUGACCCAACCAAUGUCCCCAAAAUUUCCUCAGACAGCAUAGAGAGAAUCUGCACAUUUUAUGCAUCAGGAGCCUAAGACAGAGUUGUCAAAAUGUAAAUAAAGAGUCACUGCAUAAAAGUAUAUCAUCAUCAUAACUCAGUGCAGCUAAUACUGUGCAUUCACAUCCUCCUGAGAUGGUACCAGCCCAUUUCCCCAGUCAGGCAAGCUGUUGUUCCGACUGCCGUGUGUUCAUGUAGCCUACAGCAUUUCAUUUGGAAACAACAUAAAUGCUACAAAGAAGACGUGUUGUAUUUUCUUACUUUAAAGCUAUAAAUUAAUACUGGUUUACCUGACUUGUUAUCCAGGUUGCUGCCAAAAAAUUACUAGCAACUAACAGUUAAAAAUUAACACCAAUUUACAAAUUAAUUUACAGCUAAAAUGUAUAUCAAAGAUGUGAAUUUGCACCAUUAAUCAAAGAUUUCUUAAUAUAAACCAAACACUGUUUCAUUUGCCUUGUAGCAACAUUUUUGCAGACUUUUUUUUAGUUCUAAUGUUAGUGGAUGUUUUAUGGUUAGAAGCUAAUUUUUCCAAUUCUUUCAAUGCCGCAUGAAUAGACAAAUAGCUGCCACUGUCAGAGAAAUCCAUUGUGGCUUACUCCCAUGGCUUCAGAGAGCCUUUAUAAUUGGAUCUGAUCUAGAUUCUGCCAUGGAGAGGCCCUCUCUGCUGUCUAACAGGCUCACUUCAGGUAUCUUAUCAGGCCACAGAAAUGUUCAUUGUCAGUUUUUAUACCAUCUUGUCUACAUCUUGUCUGAAAAGUCAUUUUACCCUUUUUCUUAUCUAACCCCAAGUAUCUACUCAGAGAUCCUCUUAAACAGUAAUUCAUAACCAUAAAUACCAAACAACUGUGUAUCCAUCAAACAAUAAUCCUCUGACUGACUUUAUAUAUAAUGCUAUAAGGACAAUUUUCAUAUUGGACUCAUUAAUCCCUUUAUAAUAAACGCUAAUAACACUCAAACUCAGUCUAAUCACACUUUGCAUUAAACGUGUAACCUAUUGUAUCUCACUAUACGCGAUGGCUAUAAUCUAACAAGACUAUAACAUUUCCUUUGAAAAAAAUAUUUUAAUUCAGUGUUUCUCAAACUGUGGGGUGCGCCCCACUGGUGAGGCACAGGGUCAUGGCAAGUGGAGUGCGAACGACCAGGGAGAAAAGUCCAUGAGAAAAACUGCUGACUUGACUGUGCCCACACGUACACGGGAAUUUUGGCAAAUGUAGCUUUUUCUCUGUAUUUUUGGCUUUUUGUCCAUAAUGGCAUUUUCGUCCACUGAAUGUCGAGCUUUUGAAAACUCCAACUGUUUUGGCGUGGUCUUAACUGCACUGGAUUAAAAAAAAAAUCAUACCCGGGUACGUGUGGACGUAACCUUAACCACUCUCAAAAAAUGCCAUUGGCUACAUAGCAUACAAGUAAAACUUUCUGAGUAUUUGUCUUUAAAUGGAGGACUAGAAGUGAGUCUUUACACUCAGCAAAGAGCUAUAGGCAGUUAUUUUGAAGUUACCUUGAAACAUUAAGAAUCACCUGUUAAAUCUGAUAAAACUUAGCCACCAUCUUUGCCAUUUCUCCCGUAAAUUCAGGAUUCAUUGAGUGCCAUCUCUCUCUUAUUGUCAGUUUUAAUACCAGUUAGUUAGCUAGCCAGCCAGGCAGAUUUAAAAAAGGUGGUGCACCAAUAUAUUCACCUGUUUGCAAUUGCUUAGUGCUACAGCUUUAUUUGUUAUAAAAAAAAUCCACCUUUUAUAAGGGUGACCAAAUGAAACAACAAAAUAACCAAAAAACAAGAAAACUUAUGAAAACAUAAUCAUUUUAUGAGGCUACACUAUGCAUGAACUCGUGUACAGACAGUAUAAAAAAUGGACGUAGCUGCCGUGACAUCAGUUUCUGAAGUUCUGUUAUGAAGCUGAGCGUUUCCAUUUGGUGUUUUGAAACCAGAUAUGACGUCUUAUCAGUCAUAAGUCAUUAGCCGGUGAGCAUACGCUGGAUAAUCCUCCUUUCCUUUACAAACUGGAUUUAAUGAUUUGAUAGGACCUGAAACACGUGAUUGAGGCCAUAAACUCUUUACUGAGGUAUGGUUUUCCAGACGUCUAUAGGAGUAGAAGUCUUGGCCAUUAAAAAGAAUGAAUGUUUAACUUCCACAUUGGCUUCACUUUUCAGACCUGGAAGCUACGCCCAUCUUUUACAUCGUCAAUGCUAACAAAUAGAAGCCCACUUUGAGGAUGGUGGCCACCUGCAACCUCCCCCCACCCCCACCCUGAGAAUCUGUGCAUUGGUCUUGAGGCCUACUCGCCAUGGGGCUAAAAAUCCAAUUGCUACUCUAUCUCGUGUACAUAUUCAUUCUUCCUGUAACAGUAUACCUCCACUUUUUCUAAAUGUUAGUGAUAACCAGGUUCUGUAAACCAUUCCUCCGCUUUCCCGACCCGUUCGCUGGUUGACGAAACACCCGGCAUCACUAACCCUUCCGGUGUUGCUCCUGUAACCAUCCUAUGGACUGAAUAGUGGUGAGCAUGAGCAGAAUGUACCUCAUGUACCAGAAUGUUUGAGUGACUUGGUGAAGAGGGUUAACAUGAGGUGUAUUUGUUUGUUUUAGUUUUUUUUUUUUUUUUUUUGAGGGUGAGGUUAGUUUUUUGAGGAAUGUACUGUCGAGACACUUAACUAAAGCCACUGGAUCUCUUGGUGGGACUGUCACUGCAGUGUUUGUCUCCAGAAGCCUGAAGACGACAGGCAAAGGAAAACAAGUCAUCUUAGGAAAAAAAAUCACUUAGGAAUGGAUGUGUGUGUAUAUUAUGAGUAAUGUGAGUUAAUUGAGUGCUGGAAUAGUGUACAUAUAAUAAUUGUCUUGUAAAUCAAUGGUUUUAGUCCAUAAGCUGGUGAGAUAUCUACUUGAAAAAGUCAGCCAGUGGGCUGUAUGAAUCCCGCUGAGGUGGCAGUGAGGAUAUGAUGAGAGUUGUCCAGUUGUGGCCUCGCUGCUGUUUCAUGCUCACCCUGCUCUCUCACCCAGAUGAGAAAACAUGCAUUAAAAUUAUUGGCUUAAACUUUUGCAAUAGCUUUGAGCUCUCUCUCUCUCUCUCUCUCGCUUUUUUUUUUUUUAAAUUAGUACCAGCCUUAAAAGAAAAAAAAAAAAAAACCACCAUGCCAAUCAUAUCAGUAGGUUUUCAUCAUAAACACAUCAAGCUGCUGCAACUAUUUUAGUUCACAGCUUUCACAAAGCCACGAACUCUGGAGAAGCAGAGCCGCCAUCAGGUGACGGCCUCGUUAUUAAUACGCGGGUUUCUCUGUGAAAUGAGAUGCUUGUAUCAGUGUGAGAUUCGCCUGCAUUAGUUUCACAUGUGCAACAGGUAAUCUAUGGGAAGGAAAACAGUCAACAUCCCGAAUAUGUAUGGCUAACUAAUUAUUAUUAAAAAAAAUAGUUAUAGAAAAUGAUAACUCCACGUGCUCUUUGGCUUCUUUGCCCCUCCUUGGUCAUAACCGCACCAAUCUUUUAUAUGCAGAUUCUGCGUAUGAACUGCAUGUCCAGUGAAUCAGUUACAGUGCUUUAAGUGGAAGAAGGUGGAAGAAGGUGGGUGGGUGGAAGAAGGUGGGUCGGUGGGUGGUGGCGCUAGAGGGGAAGGCAUACAUCCACCAAUGUUGGUAGGGGUCAUCCUACCAACAUUGGGGAAAAACAGCAGGAAUACGAUCAAAUUCUUCUGUGUUAAUUACAAGUGCAUGGAGGUAACCAUAGCUACACAAAAGCAUACAAAAAGAACAACUGCGCCAUUAUUUACUGCAUUAUCAUAUGUGCAUUAAAACAGAAGCAUAAUGUGUUUUUUUUUUUCCAGUUAUUCUGAAUUAAUAACUCCUAAAAGAGACUCGAAAGCCUGAUUUCAUGAACAUUAAUUGCUGCAAUGCUUAAUUUAAUACAGUUUUAAUUUGGUUUAGGUUUGAAUUAUCGGGACAUGCAGAGCCAUGUCUGCCUCUUGUGUAACCAGGUAGCAGCCUGAAUACACAUUUCAGAGGCAUCGUUUCAUAUCCUGAAGCCAUAUCUGAAGAAAUACUAAACAUCGAGCAGACAGUUUGUACCAUCUACUCCAACAUAAGACUGUAUUACACUAACUCUGAUUUAUUAUAACAGGCUCUCCUUUGAUAUUAAAGGAGGUUUUGAUAUUUGGUGGCGGUUCUGCUCUGCUAUAGGAAACUGCUCCCUGCAGCUCGUUUUACUCGUGGCCACUUCAGCUUUGCAGUGCAGUCGUAGUUUUCUGUCUCCUGCUCUUCAGUUUUUUAAAACAGCGCAAUCAGUGACCAGGACCCCAUUGGCUGUAUUCAUGUGAAAACCCAUCAUACUGAAAACCCACAGAAGUUGCCACUGUAUAAGCAAUGAAAGCAUUUACCAUCAUUCCCUGUGGUAAAUCCUCCACCUUAGAUUGAGACACCCUACAUGUCCAGCACCGCUCACGCUCUGCUUGCUCUUAAAAAGUUCCUCCGAGUCAGAUGUGUCCCUGCCCUCAUGAUGAAAGCAAGCAGAGGUUCGGCUCUGCUUUCCCAUGAUCACUGUCCAACUAUAGGGCCCUCCGUGAAUCUGCACUGUGUCUAUGUACACAAAAGCUUUUUCUUUUACUCUGUAAGCAAUAAUGACAUUGCAUUAAAAGGCCCUCUGCGGGUUUGUCUUCUGCUGAAGGAUGCACCAAAGUACAAGCCAUACUGAAAGAGCAUAAGGGGUGAGUUCCUGAAGUCAGUUUCCCAUUCAUUUUACUUAUAAAGGAGUCCUACAAUCUAUCUAAAUAUAUCUCAGAUCAGCUUUCUCAUCUGAUAGAAGAAUGAAUGUGAAGCUUUCUUCUGUUAAGAGCUGGGAUAAAGGAGGCGGGACAUUUAACUGGUAUCAGCCAUCUUUGUACGUUAGUAAAGGACUUAGGACUUCUGAGACCUAUGCACUGCUCAAAUGUAGACCAGUGGAUACGUGGGGAGUGGGGCUGAGGGUGAGACCCUCUCUCCUUCUUGUCCUCCAGGCUUGAAGACAAACCCUAUGAUUGGCUCUUCUUCAACAUGCAGGUUAAGUAAUGAAAAAAUAAUUACAAAAAAAAGUAAAACACACACUGAGUACCUGUAUUAUCUGUGUUCCUGUAGUAUAUAAAUAUGUGUAUUGUAACUGGUGACUAAUUAUGUAUAUAAAGAUUAGACCAAG
Messenger RNA from Archocentrus centrarchus (flier cichlid), 10182 nucleotides. RefSeq names its product protein phosphatase, Mg2+/Mn2+ dependent, 1E (gene ppm1e). The transcript is spliced from 8 exons. Gene Ontology annotation, biological process: protein dephosphorylation; negative regulation of protein kinase activity. Gene Ontology annotation, cellular component: nucleus. The record is from RefSeq and is a predicted model, not a curated record. NCBI's taxonomy places the organism in Eukaryota, Metazoa, Chordata, Actinopteri, Cichliformes, Cichlidae. Bases 240 to 2030 code for a protein of 596 amino acids. Gene Ontology annotation, molecular function: cation binding; protein serine/threonine phosphatase activity.